CAGCGUACAGACACCCUGAAACGGGAUCGUGUUUUCCUCAGUGUAAUAUUUUCCAUUUUGCCGAAAAAACGACGCACUUUUGUGACAAUUUUUGGCCCCAGAGAUGUGAGUUAACGUUAACACCAGGGAGGUCUGAUUUAAAACAUGUGCAAGUUUGAUACGAAAAUUCGAGAUCUGUGGGUAAACUUCUUCGUGCUUAAAGAAAUAACGUCUGGAGCUUCGCUUUCGCUCAUGUACCUUUGUACUUGAGGGAGCCCAAUGUGGGUGGAAGUGAGAUGGCAUCCAGGGAGAAGAGACCCCUAGCGCCUUCAAAGUCCAAACAGAAGGUGAAUAAUGAUUGUACAUCACCAUCAGUCGAGCAGAAAAGUAAGAAAGGCAAAGCUCAAACAAACACAAGACAACAGCAAAUUGCACAGGAUAUUUUAGAGGCUGUAGCUACUGGCAGUCAACUCCCUGUGAAAAUAAACGCAAACUUGCCGCGUAAAAAAGCCAUAAAAAAUUUACGGCAUAAGUCAAAACUUCAAGCUACGAAAAGCAACCUUAUUAAGGUUAAGAUCACUAAAAAAGCACCGAUCAGGGCUUUAAGAAAAACUAACGUGGAAACGAUCAGGGCCGUCAAGGGUAGAAGAACGAAAAAAAAUCUUACAGACGUGAAAAAUCUUGAAAAUAACAUUGAAAAUCCAGAUAACGAUAACGGUAUCACUAAAACUGGUGCUAAGGGAAACAAUAACAGUGUUAAAUCUGUAAAUACGGCAGUCAGCACGUUCAGAAAUAGUCUGAAAUCGAGAAAAAUUAAACACCCUAUCAAAAGCACAGAAGUCGAUAAUAGUAUCAUUGAAGUUACAGGAAAGGAGACCGACACUGCUAACUCUGGUGCAAUAAGCUCAAGAAAUAGCCCGAAGACUGGGAGAAAAAUUAAAAUCACUUAUAAGAAACUUCAAGAUCUUGAACCAGAGGAGACGGAAGAUAGUACGAGUUUAGAAACUGAGAAUAAAUAUAAUAAAGUUUCUAAAGUAGGGCCUGUUAAGAGAUCCAAUAAGGAAAAAGACAAUAGUACAAAGGCUGUUGAAGAUACUGCAAGCUCUUCAAAAAUUCUUAGACUCAAACGAAAUACCAGCAAAGAAAGAGAUAUCCAGACCAAUACUAGGAGUCCUAACGUAAUAGAUACAAAAAGUAUUAAAGCUAUAUCCGACAAUAAAAAUUUGGUAGAUCUUACAAUUGACGAGGUUAUUUCCACUACUGUUGUCAGAUCAGCCAUAGAAGAAACACAAGGAUCAGCAAAAAAGGCAAAGAAAGGGAGAAAAAUAUCAGAAAGGCCUGAAAGAUUAUUAUCUGAAAGUGAGAUCAAGAAAGAGUCAGAUACAGAGGAACUGAAACCCGCAGCAAAUGAAAGUGGUAAAGAACCCGACUUGGAGACACUAAAGCCGAACCAAAUUUUAAAAGAUAUGAGCCAAAAUAGUUCGGAUUGUGUGAAAAAUACAUUACCAAGGACAAGAUAUAAUCGCACAUUGGCACAGAGAAGCCUUCGAAACGGCAAAUUGCGUGGAUCUACCGAACUUGUUACAUCACUGGACGUGGAGGGUAGUAAACAAUACAAAUUGGAAUCUGCAGAUCAAACUGGGUCUGACACUUGUCCUGGUGAUUCAUCAGGGGACAUAACUGAAAGUGACCAUUUUUUUUACGAGUCAAAUUUAGAUAGUUCACAAGGCAUGAUGAAUUCGAGUAAAGCUGAAACCCCAAAAAACAAUGAAGAUGACGAGAACAAUGGAACUGGGAUAGGGAACAAUAAUAAUAACAACAAUGGAGAGCGCGGAGAAAGAAUAUCCGAAGUUGGGCCAACAUUGCGCUCUAAAACAAAAGCUAAAACUAUAGAUUCUACAGUGACAAGUUUGGAUAGUAAAUCAAGCAGUGACGCUAAAGCUGACGAAACAAAACUUGUAGUGAACAAUUCCAGUACACACGACGAGUCAAUAAAAAAUUCCACUGUAGAACAAACACGUAAAGAAAAUGUUCUAGUAAAUAUUUCGGAUAAACCAAAGAGUCGCCGGAGUAGUUUGAAUAUUGAAAUGAAGAAAACAGUUGCAUCAUUUUAUGGAUCUGAUAAAUCUGAGAAUCCAAAGUCGCAGAUUGAUCAAAUGAUAGAAAAUAUAAAAUUGAAUAUUGCAAAAUCAAUUGAAAGUAAAAUUUUUGGUCCUGAAAAGAGUCUCGUUUUGGGUAAGAGUUUUGAAAUAUCAAAGACUGAAGAGAUCGUUGCACCCUUGAGCACCGAAUUGCAGAAAAAGAAUUUAGAGGAGAAUGAUGAAGAUUUAAAUGCUCCAAAUGUUUCCAAGAGCGAAAUUAAAUCUGAAAAUUCAGAAAAUUCGAUUCCCAAAGUUGCAGAUACUGCUAAAGAGAUUGAGAAAAUGGUAAUGGGUGAUAUGGAAAUAACUGACACACAGUCACAGGAAAGGCAAACAAACUGCAGUGACAAUGGCAAUGUAGCUACUGCCAGUGGUUUAGUCGGAGUCUGCAAAUUUGAAAAUAUCACCAAUAGUAAAAAUGCCUGUGAGAGCUUUUCAGGGCAAAAAGACGUCCAUAUGGAAAAUUCUGGUCCUCAUUUGGUAUCUACUAAAAAUAAUGAAAUAUCUGGAAAGCCUACAGACGUGCCCAUGGAAGAUGUCGAUGAAGAUCAAUCAUAUACAGCCGAAGAUCAAUCUGGAGGAGUGGAUAUUGUCAAAACGUUGAUCAACACCAGAACAUCUAAUGUAAAUAUUGAAAAUUUAUCAGUUACUACUAAACAAUCAGUGGAAUGUAGUAAGAGUCAGUCAAACCAAAUUCAGCCCUUGCCAGAAAUUAGUACGACUAUUGAGAAGCAAUGUAAAAGAUUGCCUAUAGUUUUGAAUAAGCCAGAAAGCGCUGAUCAAAUAUCUGCACAAAUUAAGAAAAAUUUAUCCAUCGACGCUAGUGGUUCACAGGAGAGCAACAAAGAUACUCCCCAUCAUACAUUGAAUUAUGAAACAUUUAAACAAGAAUUGAAAGAAGUUCAUAAAAAUACAGAAUCUAGUAUCCUAGAAAUUGAAUCGGUAACAGAAUCGAGGAAUGCAAAUGUUGCUUUGAAUUCAUUUGGAAUAGGAGCUCAAUCGUUAGGCAUUUCAAACGAUAUCAAAACACUAGUAACAGGCCAAGAUAGUACUAUGGAAAAUGUUUAUUCAUCUACUACGAUACAAUCUGAAGAAUUGGAAACAUUGGAGAGUAUUUCUAGGGAAGUUGAAAGGUUAGUGGCUGAAAGUGAAUCUGAAAAUAAAAAGAUUACUAGCUCAUCGAGCCGAUCAUCCACUGAGACAGAUAAAAAGAAGACUGAGGAUCAUUUUCCAAUUAAAGCUUCGGAAAAUUGUAAUAAAUCUCCUGACGAUUUUAAUAACAGUGUGCAUCCCGAAUCGGAAACAAAUAGGUUUUUGGAAGUGCUGGAAUCUUCUUUUACGGAUUCCGAUAUUCUGACAAUGACACCAGAAAUCAGCGAGGUUCUAGCUUCUAAGGAAACACCCCGAACCGAUGCUAUCCCUUCAAAUGAGAUUUUAAACUCUGAAAAAUUCGCCCAAGAUUCAGUCAAUGAUGCUGAACGGUGUGAAAAUGACGAGACUGCUGUUGAAAAUCAAGAUACAGUCUGUGAUCAUCAGUCAACAUCAAACGGUCAGGAUAAAAUACUGAAUAGUCGAAAUUUGUCUGUAACAUCAAAAUUAUCACCUGAAAAUAGAGAAAAGUCAUCAAGUAUAUCAUCUCAAGAUAUCUCUCAGUUUUCGCGUGUUAAAGAAACCGUGGAAUUACAAAAUUUAAAUGUAGAGCAAAAGUCAAACAGCGGAGAAAAGACAACAAUUAGCCACGAUGAUUUGAAGCGCCAGAAAAAUCUUCUCAAGAACCCAGAAAUUUUAGAGCAAUUCGAUAGAAGCAUUGAAAACGAUCGAUCUUCGACUGUUUCAGGUGAAACGUCAUCAGAAAAGCGAACGAACAACCAAGAAAAAACUCCACAUGAGUCGAAUGAGACUUCACUUGUCGAUACGUCCAAUGGUGAGGGCACUAUGAAAAAAGAUUCAAGACUUGGCAACAUCGAUAAGCCAAUCACUGCUGAAGAGCAAUCAUGUUUAAUCGAGGAGAACAAACGUGUUUUAAGGGCGCGGGAUAGACAAAAGAAGGUGGAACCAACUCGAAAAUCCCAGGAGACUGUUCAGAAUGCAAAAGUGUUUGAGCAAUCUAAACCAAUGGUCAGUAUAUUGGAAAUUGUAAAAAAUGUUGAAGACGUUGACAAUGCAGAAAUCACAAAAGAACUAGGGGAGCAUAAAAAUGAUAGUUGUCAAGAAUUAACAUUAAGUAAACAGAGUAAUUCUGAUGGUGUGGCUGCUAUGGGCGAGUUAGACAGAUUAGAAUCUGAUGAACCAGACCCAGUUGAAAAUGAAGCAGUGCAAGGGUCUCUUAUUCGAACCCGGCGCGGUCGGGAGUUGAAAAAACGCAAAGAUGAGCAGCAACAGAUCCAGAAUGUUCAGAAACCGAAACGAAGUAAACGAGAAAACAAGAAAUCAGAUCAGCAGAAUAAAGAAGAAACUCUUUUGGAUAAUGAAGUCGCAAAAAUAAAUGAAAAUACUCAGUCACUAACGGAAAAAUAUGAGAAAGCUUAUAAAGAGGGUGGUAAUUUCAGAGGGUUUUCUGAAGGUAGCUAUAAAAACAUAUUUAGCUCUGGUAAAGUUCGAAAGAAUGAUAAUGAUCGAAGCCAUUCAGAGACUGAUUUGGAGAUGGUUAAACUUGAAAUGGAAAAUGUGGAACUCAUGAAGAAACGAUCAGGCAAUAUUACAGCACUACCAGACAUAAUUGAAGAAAAUUCAUCUAGAAAUUCGGAAGCAACUUCGGAAAAUGACAAAAAGAUAGUUGAACACACGUUGAAAACGCCAGAGACAUUACAGAAAGAUUUAGAUGAAACUUCUACCUCCAGCGAAUCAUCGAGUAGUGUCGCAGCAACACCCAAGAUAUUAGAAACACCUGAGGAUAAAGUGAAAAAAGAAUCUAUUCUAAGACUACUUGGCUUGGAGUCACUGGAAAAGGCGGCAGAACGUUUGAGUCAUCAGAAAGCUAAGAAAGAACAGUACACAGGCACAUUAAAAACUGUUAUUAGGGUACAGAAAGAAAAAGACAAGAAGCGAUCACGAUCCCCAUUGAAAAUGGUUUUAAAACAAGGCCGAAGCGAUGGAGAUGGAGACUCGCCAGAAUUUUACACCAUUCAAAAGGAGCUUGGAACCAGCGGCUUAGGCGACAGCAGCUCCGGUGCGAACCGCAAGUUCUCUACUAAUCACAGACAUUCUUGCGAUGAAGAUCCAGAGGAACCACCGUCAAAAGAUCGUCAGUCACUUGUCAUCCCAGAGAAAUCAUCAUCGUUUUCAAUACAUCCAGGUCGUUUGUGCGCAGAUGUGUGCUGCUACUGUUUUGGAAAAUUUGGUUUAUUAGAUACACCUAUGCACUUGGCACAAAUGAAAUCUGAUGAGCGACGCAAAAAGAUUUUGAAUAUUGAUAGGUAUCUCACAAAAGAUUCCUGUCUUUGCGAUGCUUGCUAUCGUCAUGUAGAUCGAAAGGCAAAUACCAGCCCUACAAACAUGCAAGCCAAACCUGAAAGACAACAUCGGCAGUUGAUGGUCUCCAAGUGUUCCGCAAGAGAGUGCAGAGAACCAGCUAGGCAUCAUGUCAAGCGACGUUGGCUGCUUAAAAUCAAAGCUGGGCUCCAAAACCAGGUGGAUAUAGAUUGGGAGUCAAGUCAGCAUACGUCAAUGUCCUUUUGCGUGAAUCACUAUUCAAAGAUUGAAAGGUUUCUAACAUGUGCACUUUGCAAGCGUCGUCUUGCCAGAAACCAUACUCAUCAACUGGUUGCUGCUGAAACUGAUGAGUUGAAUGAGCGCCUCAGACAUCAAGGAAUACCAGUGCCACUUUCAGCUGGUACCUUUGUUUGCAAACUCUGUAGGUAUUUUACUCAGCUACAGCUCAAGUACAAAGACAUCGAAAACAUGAACGCGAACCACAAGUCGUUCUUCAAGAGUUACAGAAAGCGAAUUUUGCAUUACCACGAUAUUGAAGUACUCGAAAACGAAGAAGAAGAUUUGUCUCCCCAGAGCCAACCUCCCAAAGACAAAGAUAAACGAAAAAAGUCGAAAUGUGGACAAGGUAAGGGUGGUAGCUCUAAGUCCCUUGACAGUACCCACAAUUCCGCAUCGGAAAAGUCGACUCCAGAGCCAAACAAAAAUGAAGGAAUGAAUUUCGAGACAAGUAACCAUGCUUUUGGCAACCAAAAUUCAACAAAUGACAAAAACCGUGAUCAAGAUACUACCGCCUAUCAUGAGAUCCAAAUUUUGAAUGUCGAAGAUUCAGUAGAAAAUUUGAAGAAAAGGAAAUCCCAUGAUAUGCAGGGUUACCGUAGCAGCCCCAUGGCUUCUUCUGGCGGUGCUAAUGAUCUUGUUGAAAUAUUGGCUAUGGACAAGGAAGUAACCCUAACAAGACUACCGAAAAGAAACAGAACAAACAGUGAUAUUACUCCUGUUGUUCAAAGACUUGGGGCUAAUCCCUCCAUCAGUGUACGUACGCUCUUCCCUGGCGAAGAGGAAAUGAAUUUACAUGCAAAUGUUGAAUUCAACAGUGUCCGUGAAGUCACGCCGCAGGGAUGGGAAAAGUGCGCAACAAUGAUACAGUAUGAUAGAGAUACUAAACUGUUAUGGCAAGAACUACAAAGGCCGUACGGGAACCAGAGCUCGUUUCUCAGACAUUUAAUACUUUUGGAAAAGUAUUACAGAUCUGGAGACCUAGUAUUAGCCCCAAAUGCAUCUCGAAACGCUAUUAACUAUUCUACGUCAGUACAGAAUCGGCUAAUAUCUUAUGAGGGACCAGAGAAAGUCGACGAACCUAUCAUGGAACCGAUUUCAUCGGAGUUCGCUAGUCCACGGAGAUUGAGCGGUGGUUUCGUGAUGGAGAGAGAUAGACUUUCCAUGCCAAGUACCAGUUCUUUUCUGACUAAUACAUCAGUGAACUCGAAUGUAACUAACUCAUUUUCUAAUUCAACGAAAACAAGUCCGCCGCGGAUAUUGAAGUUAAAUUCGGGUGUAUCAAUCAUAAAAAAACCCCCACCAAACCUGCAUCGUUUGAAUUUACCAUCGACUAGUACGAGUAAUGCAAGUAACUCAAAGCGCAAAGACAACAGAAUGCCAGUCAUGUCAGGUGGUAAAGUAUUCCAGUUAAGUGAACCAGAAUUUAAAAAAUUACAGCACUUGAAGAGGCAAAAGCAAAUGCUUAAUGAAAAACAAAUGUCGAAUAUUAACUUGACCGGCAAUAGUGGUGGUUCUGUUUCUCCAUCAAGCGUACCUAGUAGACCACCAACACAGUAUCAAAAGGCACAAAUAGCCGCGCAAACACAAUUUCAAAAGCAUUUGCGAAUGCAGCAAGAAAUGCUAAACAGACAGAGCAGAAGUGAUUUUGAACCAUUAAUAUGUGAUGUUCGAUCAUUGACGAACGAGAACAACCCAACACAGAACCUGUUGAGUAACUUGAAUUUACCAAAAUCAAUUCAAGUCACUACAAAACCCCCAAAUCCGAUUCCAAUAAUGCCAAAAAUUCCGAAAUCUCUAACCGUGAUACCCCAAACAAUUACUAGACCUACGGAUAAAUGAAAGAAUAAAAUAAACUUUUUAGUGAUUUGCACCUUCUAUUGGACCACGUUAUGCAUCAAGAACCAUAUCAUGACAAUUUUACGUUGUAGUGAAAAAAAAGAAACAUGAGAAUUUUUCUUGUUACAUUAUACAAUACUAGAAACAAUACCGGGCAAGUUUUAUUUUCUGGCGAUCAUUGAAUUGUUUUUUAUACACACACACACAUACACACACAUUAUUUAUUGGUAGAGUGUUGAACGUUUUCUUUAUCGACAUAUACAACCAUGGAGCCUUUAAUAUUUUUCAUCAUUAUAUAUUAAACCGCGGGUAUUGCGAUUUUUAAUUGUUAUAGUUUUUUUUUUUUAUUUUUCUAAUAUAAUUUUUCUCGUAUUAAAAGAAAAAUUAGUACAACAGGGCGCUUCUUUAUUUUCACCAAGCUCUGAUGAAUGCCUAUCUUCUGACGAUGCAUAACAGGGACUGAUUAGGCAUGUUUCGAAUUCGGAUUAGAAUUUUGAAAUCUCAGCAUUACCCAUUAUUGAAAUACCUUGAUUUCGGAUACUGAAAACGGACCAUAGUCUUUUUGCUCUUAUAUUGAGUUAUUGAUUUCUGCGAAAUCAAAUAUUUGUAGAACCUAUCCGAUGUAUAGAUAGGCAUUGCUAACCUAAUUAUAAUAUUCUCGCAUUUUCCAAAUAUUUCAAGAGCGGAGAAUGUAUGCAAUUAAUUUUUUCAAUUUUAAUUGCAAGAUGUGGAAAGUCUAAUGUAUUUGUGAAAGAAACAUUAAUUAAAUAUUCUAAAAGUGAAUUUUAACAUUUGAAAUGAAUCAAAAUCUUGAGUGGUUGUAUAGGCGAAGAGACGAUACUAAAAAAAUUAUGAAUAAUCUGAUAACUUAUGCUAACGUAACAGCUGACCUAACACCACUGAAUAUAUCAAUGUUCACUAAGAAAAGUGCCUAAACAAUGUGAGAACAUAUUAGUUGUUAUUGACCUAGUACGUUAAAAACUGACUUACAAUGGUAGAUAAAAUUAGUUAUUACCUAAACAAAACCAUAUCAGCGCUACCUAAAUAAUUUUUUUUACACAUAUGAUUUAGGCUGCGGAUGUAGAAAAAGAGUAUUCGGAUGUCAUUCAGAUGAUUGCAGUACUGAUUGAGUUGCAGUACGUUCGCCAUGCGACUUAUUCAUUGUUAUACUGUAACAUAAUUUUAUCUUUUUUACCAAUCGUAUAUUCAGCGUUGCAUCUGCUGAUGACUAUCUAUAAGAUGCGCGAAAUGGUUGAACAUGCCCCAUGAUUUCUGUAACAGUACUGCUGAGACAGAAAUAGACUCUGGUGGAUCCUUGACAUCCAGCACUCAUUAUGUAUUAUCUAUACUUUUAGGUUUAGAAGAAUGAUGAUUAGCCUUUUACCUUUUAAUUAUUAUACACAUAAAAAAUGAAUGCAUCUCCAGCAAGGAGCAUAAUAGUAAUCUGUAAUUAUAAACGAAAUUAAGUCUAAAUAGUUAAUUGAAUUCUAGGACAUGCGUUGAGCUUAUUUAUUACAACAUAAUUAUAAUGUACAUAAUUAAUAAAUAAUAACAAUCAUAAUUCGCAUAAGAUUCCUUAGUUUUAUUGAAAGUGGUAAACCACAAUGAGUACAGUUUCUGAAAUCAAUGCUGCACGGCAAUAAGUAUCUUAUGCCACCAUUCAGAAGCGAUCUUUCACGUUCUUUUUGUAAAAAAAUUAAAAAGUGUUCUUGGCACUGUAAUUACCAUAUAUUAAUAGAUUUGUUUUCCGUGCAGUUAC
Molecule: messenger RNA, 9426 nt
Organism: Diprion similis
Lineage: Eukaryota; Metazoa; Arthropoda; Insecta; Hymenoptera; Diprionidae
Gene: east
Exons: 8
Coding region: 276-7670 (2464 amino acids)
Source: RefSeq, a predicted model, not a curated record